AUGGUUGAACACGUUCUGGACGAUAUCUCCCAUCGGAGGUUCAACCCCCUUCGAGGAUCCUACAUUCUGGUCUCCCCACAUCGGACCAAGCGCCCCUGGCAAGGACAGCAGGAGAGCCCCUCUAAAACUACUUUACCAACCUACGACCCCGCUUGCUAUCUUUGCCCCGGAAACAAGCGCGCGCAAGGCGAUACUAACCCUAAGUAUGAGAAAACCUUCGUCUUCGUAAACGACUACAGUGCGGUCAAGGAAGAACAAGCGCCGUAUAGCCCUGAAGGUGGCGAGGACCUUGAAUCAUUCUUCCUCAAGGCAGAGCCUGUCACCGGCAAAUGCUAUGUACUUACCUUCUCUGCGGCCCACAACCUCACCUUGGCCGACCUUUCGCCUGCUGAGAUUGUGCCUGUCAUUGACGCUUGGACUGAGAUUUACACUGCCCAUUUGUCCCCCAAGUCGCCCUUGGCUGCUGUAGCUCCAGCGACCACCCUGCCUCCAAAUUCCCCAACUGCUAGCUUGACCAAGCCCAAGGAGCAGUAUCGCUACAUGCAGAUCUUUGAGAACAAGGGUGCUGCCAUGGGGUGCUCGAACCCUCACCCUCACGGUCAGGUCUGGACUACCAGCUCUUUGCCCGAAGAACCGGCUAUGGAACUCGAGCAGCUGAAGAAAUACCGCCGGGAAAAUGGUGGCAAGCAUAUGUUGGAAGCCUAUGCUGCUCUGGAAAGCCGGAAGCAGGAGCGCGUGGUGUUUGAGAACGAUGCCUUCCUUGUCGUCUGCCCCUGGUGGGCUGUCUGGCCUUUUGAGACCAUGAUUGUCAGCAAGACCCACAAGCGUGCGCUGGUCGACUUAGAUAGCAGCGAGAAGGUGCAGCUAGCGGAAGCCAUUGCCGAAGUCACCAGACGUUACGACAACCUCUUCGAAACGCACUUCCCGUACAGCAUGGGUAUCCACCAGGCACCACUUGACGGAACCGAGGAGGAAAUCGAGUCGUCAUAUCUUCACCUUCACUUCUACCCCCCGCUAUUGCGCAGCGCCACUGUGCGCAAAUUCUUGGUCGGGUAUGAAAUGAUGGGCGAGCCCCAGCGUGACAUUACACCCGAGCAAGCGGCUGCGAGGUUGCGAGGCUGCGGGGGAGAGCUCUAUAGGAAGAAGAUGGACAACUAA
Aspergillus niger is the source of this 1158-nucleotide messenger RNA. RefSeq lists its product as uncharacterized. NCBI's taxonomy places the organism in Eukaryota, Fungi, Ascomycota, Eurotiomycetes, Eurotiales, Aspergillaceae. The record is from RefSeq and is a predicted model, not a curated record. Gene Ontology annotation, cellular component: cytoplasm. Gene Ontology annotation, molecular function: zinc ion binding; UDP-glucose:hexose-1-phosphate uridylyltransferase activity. The coding region runs from base 1 to 1158 and encodes 385 amino acids. Gene Ontology annotation, biological process: beta-D-galactose catabolic process via UDP-galactose, Leloir pathway. The transcript has 4 exons.